This is a messenger RNA of Pneumocystis murina B123, 2917 nucleotides long. Its product is annotated as isoleucine-tRNA ligase. The record is from RefSeq and is a predicted model, not a curated record. Gene Ontology annotation, biological process: isoleucyl-tRNA aminoacylation. The transcript has 13 exons. Gene Ontology annotation, cellular component: cytosol. Lineage: Eukaryota; Fungi; Ascomycota; Pneumocystomycetes; Pneumocystales; Pneumocystaceae. The coding region runs from base 293 to 2917 and encodes 874 amino acids. Gene Ontology annotation, molecular function: isoleucine-tRNA ligase activity; aminoacyl-tRNA deacylase activity; ATP binding.
UAGAUAUGUUUUUCGACGAUUUUAUGUAAUAUUUCAACAAAAAACAAAUAACGUAUAUAAAAAUACGCUUUGUCUUCCUCAAACUAAAUUUUCUUUAUGGCCUUUAAAAGGCUGUUUUGAUUCAAAGGAAUUUGAAAUACUUACUCAAAGGCUUUAUCAGUGGCAGAAAACAUAUUUGCCACCAGAAAAAACAUUUAUUUUGCAUGAUGGACCUCCUUAUGCAAAUGGUACAUUGCAUUUGGGGCAUGCUUUGAAUAAGAUUCUUAAGGAUGUAAUAUUACGGAUAAAUAUUAUGAAAGGACGUCGUGUAUCAUAUAUUCCAGGAUGGGAUUGUCAUGGAUUACCAAUAGAAUUGAAGGUUUUAGAAGAUAAUGAACAACUUUCAUUUUAUAAAUCGCCAAUGAUGAUACGUAAGAAGGCAAGAGAAUAUGUAUUGGAAACAAUUAAGCAUCAAAAAGAAAGUUUUAAAAGCUUUGGUAUUAUGGCUGAUUGGGAGAAAAGUUAUCAUACAUUAGAUGUAUCAUAUAUAAUUCAACAACUCGACAUUUUUAAAAAAAUGGUGGAAAAAGAUCUCAUUUAUAGAAGAUAUAAGCCUGUAUAUUGGAGCCCAUCUUCGAAAACAGCAUUAGCUGAUGCUGAAUUAAUAUAUAAAAAUGAUCAUAUAAGUCAAGCCAUUUUUGUUAGAUUUCCUUUAAUUAAUUUAGGAAAAUUAUCUGCGAUAAUUAAUAUAAAAAAUAAAAAACCUCUUUACGUUUUGAUUUGGACAACAACUCCAUGGACAUUACCUGCUAAUAAAGCAAUAUUGAUUGAUAAAGAUAUGGAAUAUACAAUUGUUAAUACGACUCAAUAUGGAAACUUAAUAGUUUCUCGUAAUCGAGUCCCUCAUUUACUUAAAUUUAUUAAUAUAUCUGAAACAUCUUUGCAUUUUUUUGGUGAAGCAUUAUUAGGAGCAACAUAUUAUAACCCUCUUGAGGAGAAUUUUAAGGAGAUGCCUUUUUUUCAUACGAAGUAUAUUACUUCUGACUCAGGAACAGGAUUGGUUCAUGCAGCGCCUGGACAUGGUAUGGAAGAUUAUGAAGUUUGUAUACAACAUAAUAUUCCAAUUUUUUCUCCUGUUGAUGAUCAUGGUUGUUUUACUAAGGAGGCACUUAAUGGAAAGUUAGAGUUUUUAUUCGUAUUAGAACAUGGGAAUAAAAAGGUUAUUGAGUUAUUGGAAAAUCAGAAAAUGUUGGUAUCAUUGGAGAAAUAUAUUCACAAAUAUCCAUAUGAUUGGAGAACUAAGAAACCGGUAAUUCAGAGGGCAACUGCUCAAUGGUUUGUCGAUAUUGAAAAAAUUAAAUAUCAAACGAUUAAAGCCCUUAAGAAUGUUAAGAUGAUUCCGGAAAACGGAAGGGAACGGCUUAUUUCUUUUCUUCGAUCAAGAUCAGAAUGGUGUAUAUCUCGUCAGAGGGCGUGGGGAGUUCCUAUUCCUGUAUUAUAUUCGUUAGAAAAUGAAAAACCAUUAUUAACUGUUAAAAAUAUUAAUCACAUUAUUAAUAUGGUUAAGAAAUAUGGUAUGGAUACAUGGUGGCAAGAUUCAGAGUCAGAUAUUUGGGUUGCUCCAGAAUAUAAAAAGGAUGGUAUAAGAUAUAAAAAGGGGAUGGAAACAAUGGAUGUAUGGUUUGAUAGUGGUGUAUCAUGGAAUGUUAUCUUUAAUAAUAGAGACUACGAUAAUCUUAAUUCUGAAAAAGAUAAACCACUUAUAGAUCUCGUUCUUGAGGGAUCGGACCAGCAUAGGGGAUGGUUUCAGUCUCUUUUAUUAACAUUUGUUGCAUCUCAGAAUGAUCAUUCAAAUAUUGCUCCAUAUGGAACUGUUAUAACACAUGGACAUGUUCUUGAUCAAUAUAAUCAGAAAAUGUCGAAAUCUAUUGGCAAUGUUAUAAAUCCGGAAAAUAUUAUUUUUGGUGAAAAAGAUAUUAAAAAGGGACCAGCUUAUGGAGUUGACGUUUUAAGGUUAUGGGCUGUCGGAAAUAAUUUCACAAAUGAUAUUAAUAUUAGUUCCCUGGUUUUGAAAAAUGUUGCUGAAAUACAACGGAAAUUUCGUGCAACUUUAAGAUUUCUUUUGGGAAAUCUUCAUGAUUGGAAUGGAGAUAAAGUAGAAUAUAAGGAUCUGAAAAAAAUUGAUCAAUAUGCAUUGGCUCAAACAUAUGAAUUUAAUCGCAAAACUAUAGAGUUAUAUGAUAAAUUUCUGUUUUUUCAAGUUGUUCAUGCUAUAACUAAUUAUACAAAUAAUCAACUUUCGUCAUUUUAUUUUGAUAUAAUAAAGGAUAGGCUCUAUGCUGAUCAUCGUACGAGUAAAAGUAGGACUAGUUGUCAAACAGUUCUCUUUCAUAUAUUUCGAAAUUAUAUAUCAAUAAUUUCGCCUAUAGCACCAUCUCUUGCAUUGGAAGCAUGGAAGUUUUCCAGAAAAGAAAUAAUAGGAGAAAUAGAGACACCUUUUCAUUCAGGAUGGUACAAAUGUGAAGAAGAAUGGCUAAAUUUGGAAUUGCAAAAAGAAUUUCAGAAUAUAAAAACGAUUAGAUCAGCAAGUAAUCUUAUUUUAGAAAAAGCUAGAAAAAAUAAGUAUAUAAGAAGUUCUUUGGAAUGUGAAAUAAUUAUAAAGGCGCCUUUGAAAACACAGGCGUUUAAUUUUUUAAAGAAAAUAGAACAUGAGUUAUCACAAAUACUUAUCGUCUCUGAUAUUUCGGUAAUUUCUAUGGACUCUGAAUUAUUGAAUCAAAAAUGGGAUGAUUAUCAAGAAAUUACACUUUUUGGAAGCACUUGUCAUUUAAUAGCUAAACUUUCAGAAAAAAAAAAAUGUUUACGCUGUUGGAUGUAUACAGCAACUAUGAAUGCAGAUAUAUGCCAUAGAUGUAAAGAAGUAAUGUUAAAUAAUUGA